UGCUCCCUUUAGGACCGAGCGUCGUACUUAACUCUUACAAACUGCGGGAUAGCAGUCGACUUGAUUUUGAACAAAGUUCCUGUCUCUGUUUAAGCCCAUAAAUUGUCGAAACAGACUGAGUGGGGCUGGAGUUAGAGCAUCCAUACAGUUUUUCCUUUCUUUAAACGAAUGAAAGGAUCCUGAGGACGCUCGUUUGACCUGCGGCCGGGAGCGACACCUGCCUCAGCAAAAACCCGUUUAUCUCCACUGAAAGGCUUGGAGUGGCCAGGACAAUUUUAAUAUAACUCUGAUUGGAUUCGUCUGAAAAACGAAAGUUAUAUACAUACAGGAUGCUUUGAAGUGCUACUCUCACCCUCCACAUUUGGACCACCCUUUCGGGGUAAGUGUGUUUUUGUGAGUAGUGAAGAGGAGCAUUUACAGCCAUGUGCUACAGUGGGCAGCCUCUGUGUUCAGGAAACAGGCGUUCACCCACCAAUAGAGAAGCCACCAGCUCAGGCUCCCAGUAUGCUCUCUGUGCGCUGGGGGUGGGCCUGGUGGCACUCGGUGUUGUCAUGAUCGUGUGGAGCAUAGUUCCUUCUGAAACGCAGUUGAACAACGCUACAACCACCAAUGAUGGAAGUGACAUCAUUGACGGAGGGAAGACAUCAUCUGUUGCGUUUGUGCUGGUCGGAUCUGGUGUUGCCAUGUUGCUCCUUGCUGUAUGUCUCGGUGUGAGGAACAGGAAGCGAAGGAGACAACAGCAAACUACUGGUGUAGGCGGCGCUGAUUAUGUGGAUCGUGUCCGUAGAGAUCAGGAUGAGGAGUCAACUGAUGAACCAGUGCCCAACUAUGAUGUUCCCACCUAUGAGGAGGCAGUCACCAGCGGACAGUACCCUGUUCGGCAGAGCAACUUACGACAGAGCUACCAGCUGCCCUCGUACGAGGAUCUCAUUGGUGCCGUUGAAAAUGAAGGCCAGCAGCCUAGAGAUGGUCCUGGCCAAGAGGCCAGUCAGCCGGCCCCCGGCCCCGGACCUCAGCCUGCAGCACCCGCCCGCAGCAGCAGCAGAGCCAGUCGCAUCCUCAGACCUCUCAGAGUGCGCAGGAUUAAGUCAGAGAAGCUCCACAUGAAGGAUAUUCGUUUGAAUAUCCAAAAUCCUGGACAUAGUGGGGUGGUGACCAUCGAACCACUGACCCCACCACCACAGUAUGAGGACAAGCCCCCUCAGCUACCCGCUGAAGCAGUCUAAUGAGUUUGUUGAGCGUUUGCAUCUAUGGGUUGUUUGAAAAAUGUUGACUUAUCUGUGCAGAAGCGGAAAGUUUUAGUGGAAGCUAUAAAGGUGUCUCAAAAUAUGCCAAAUAAUGAAAUAGGAUACGUUCAUGUGUGCUGUCAGUUCUUGGACAAAACACUAAAGCCUACUUGAAUGUUUUUUAACAAACUUUUUUUAUAUUUGAAGAAUGGAUUACAGUAGUGUAUUGUUUUUUUCAUUUAAAACUGUUAAAGAAUAUGAAUGCCGCUGCGCCUGAGGGAAUUACUUCAGUUUACUUCCAAAGAACUACUUUGUACACUGCAAAAAAUAAAAACAAAACCGUUUUUAUUAGAGAUUAACAUAGAGCUGAAUAAUCCUGUCACACUUUUGUUGCCAGUUGCUAAUUACUGUUUUUGAAAAUAAGAUUGU
This is a messenger RNA of Puntigrus tetrazona (Sumatra barb), 1655 nucleotides long. RefSeq names its product transmembrane protein 51b (gene tmem51b). NCBI's taxonomy places the organism in Eukaryota, Metazoa, Chordata, Actinopteri, Cypriniformes, Cyprinidae. The record is from RefSeq and is a predicted model, not a curated record. The transcript is spliced from 4 exons. Bases 423 to 1226 code for a protein of 267 amino acids.